Pelobates fuscus (common spadefoot toad) is the source of this 4402-nucleotide messenger RNA. Its product is annotated as protein NPAT. Gene Ontology annotation, cellular component: nucleus. NCBI's taxonomy places the organism in Eukaryota, Metazoa, Chordata, Amphibia, Anura, Pelobatidae. Bases 40 to 3987 code for a protein of 1315 amino acids. The record is from RefSeq and is a predicted model, not a curated record. Gene Ontology annotation, molecular function: transcription coregulator activity; protein binding. The transcript is spliced from 18 exons.
ACCCUCCUGGGGUGGACAUGACAAGUUGAGCUUGGGGCCAUGUUGCUCCCGUCCGACGUGGCCCGGCUGGUGCUGGGCUACCUGCAGCAAGAGAAACUGACGGUUACUUGCAGAGCCUUCAUUGCAGAGAGUCCUGACCUGAAGGAAUAUGCUGAAUAUUUCUCAGAAGACGGAAUAAUUCCAGGCUGUGUGCUGUCAUCAUUUGGAAAGAACCUGACCACUAUCUUAAACGACUAUAUAGCAUUGAAAACAAAAGAAACGAAAGAUGAGGUACCCUUGAUGAUGUCAUCUCUGUGGAAGAAGCUUGACCACACCCUUUCCCAGAUUAGGAGCAUGCAGAACUCUAUAGCUUUUCAGACUCAUCAAAGAACUCGCACAAGGACUGGGAUAGAAAAUAUUAGACGUCAGAGAAUGUUGCCUACAUCUUCCCCAUUACAACAUCCUACAGUACAACAGACCUCUACACCAAUAAUGGCCACACAGAUUGUCCUUCGACCUUGUAACGAUCAAAGUGCUCAAGCUAGGCCUUUGUUUGGUGGACAGUCGACAAUUCAAGGUGGUCUUUCUUCUCCAGCUAUCAUGAGCAAUGGAGAUUCUUUACAAAUAACUUCUCUAGGAACAUACGAAAAGAAGUCUUCUGCAGUUUCCUCUCCUACAAAGCGGAAAAUAGAUCCUGGUAAGAGGAGGCGUGCACCUUUGUCGAACACCAGCAGGGCAGCCAUGGAAGGAGAAACUGGAGAAGAUGGUCACCCACUCCAAGAGAUCAUUGAUGACAAUUUCCCUCAACUGGUGAUCGAAAAUGCCAGGGAAAAGAUUUUGGGCAGCAAAUCCCUGCAAGAGAAGUUGGCUGAAAAUAUUAACAAAAUUCUUGGAAGUGAACCUGCUCCUCCUACCUCCAAACAGAGUGAUGGUGGUGCUGUUGAGCAAGAUGCUUCAAUUGAUGAAAUCCUUGGCCUUCAGGGUGGGGAGAUACACAUGUCAGAAGAAGCAAUUCAUGAUAUACUAGUACAAACAGAAAUGGACCCAGAUUUCCAAGAACUCUAUGACCUUUUUGCUGGUUCAUCAAAAGCAACAAAAUAUAUGCAAAGAGAACUUCCUAUUUCAAACGAAGGAACCGCUCGGAGUAAAGCAGCUGCAAUAGACCGUUACCUUGACUCGGUGGAAAGCUCCUUUGACACAGAUGAUUCUACGUCACCAACAAAUAAUCCAGCUAAUGCAUGUUCAAACAAGACAGCCAUAGAAAUUGGAAGAAAAAACUUAUCCCUGCUCAAAGAUGACUGUGCAUCAUCUCAUCCAAGUGAAAAUGAACCAACUGCCUCAUCAGAUCAUAGUUUAAGUCCAACAGGUAGCCACCAGAGCAUUGAUUCAUCUUCCACCAUUGACCGAACUGGGGAAGAUACCAUAACGGAAGCAGAUAAAGCAUCACAAGAGACUAUGUCAGGGAUAGAUUUUUCACAAACUUCAGAUGUUGAAAUGAAGAACGUAACGGAGGAAGUAAGUGUGGCUUCUUCCCACCUUGAUGAAGCUGGUUUAACAUCCAGCAAUAUAUCUAAUAACAGCCAAGUGCAAGAAGGCAAGAAUUUAGAAAGUAAUCGAGAGGCACAAGGAAUUCCUACCAAAACCAUGCCUGCUAAAGGGCACGUGUCGGAGAACACCCAGAAGGAAAAUAUAAGUCGUACAGCUACAAAACCAUGUCAUACUCUAUCUCAACAGGUGAAUGUGUUGGUUUCUAGUGCAUCCCCAGUGAUUAAAACUCUGGUUUCUCAGAAAGAAAAUGACAAGCCGGAUGUUGUGAUCACGCCAGUUUGUGUAAAUGAUUCCAGUGAUGAUAAUAUGCUGAAACAAAAGCUUGCUGGCAAUGAACAAAAAACACCACAGAAAGCGGCAAACGUAGAUAUCGCAAAACACCAGAGCCCUGUGGUGUCUGAAACACGAUUAGUAAUUCCUACUGUGCAGUUUCCUUCUCCAGCUGGUUCUUUUCCUCCCAAGCCUGUUGGCACAAGUUUUGAGUUUGUGGCUAGCAGUUCCGGUGAAACCGUCGUAGAUCCAUCACAAAUUAUUACCUUGAACAUUAUAACUGAGGGUCUAACAGAAGAUACAGAAUUAAAUAAUGCCGUAACAGCAAUUGUUGGAGAAAAGUUCCCAACUGUAAUAAUGUCGCCUCUAAACACUCCUCGGAACAGUGGUAGCUUAAGGUCUGCUCCAGACAGCUCAGUUGGCGAUGUAGACGUUUUGUCGUCAGGGGAUCAAAAGCUUACUGUUGCUCAGUUCAAUGACCAAUCAAGCACUGCAAUUAAUAUUCAACUUGAAGAUUGUUCAGUUUAUCCACUUAUUGGCACUUCUAAUCCUAACACUGAUGGGGGGCUUAUCCAGCUAAUGCCAGCCACCAGUUCAACUGUUGGACCUUCCAACAAUAUUUUUAUAAGUGCUUGUCCAUCAAAAAGUAGCACAGCAAAUCAAUCCAACAUCAUGUUAAUACCCAGUAAUGCUUCUUCUGCUGGAGUACAGCCACACACAUGUGUUUUGCAAACACCUCCCAGACAAAGUAGCAUUUACAGUGUUGGACAAACGUUAUCUUCUAAACUAUCACAAGCAGGUUCUACGAUUAUACUGGCGCCUCCAGUCCAGCCUAUGUUGCAGAGUGUAGUGGGAAUGUUCCCUGUGUCCCUAGUUGGUCAAAGUGGAAAUACAUUCACUGCAUCUUCUCAUCAGGUUUUGCAUAUUCCAGUUUCCAGCACUUCACGUCCUAAACUGCCUUUACCACCCAAGACACAGAAACCCGUAGCAGCAAGAAGUGUGAAAAACACAGGUAAACCAUUAAGAAAUCAAGCCGUGGAUUCUACAAGUCUUCCAUUGAUAUCGAUUGUAAAAGGUGCAGACUUGGCUGAAAGAAAUGUAACUUCCCGAAUGUCAAAUAAAGCUGAAGAUUGUCCUGCACAACACACCACAGUUAAAGGAGCUGAAAGCCACAGAAGGGUAUUGUGCUUUGACACCUUAAGAAAAUCUGGUAACUCAGAUAAUCUGGCAUCAGGCAUUUCAAAGCCGAAGAAUAACCACAAUAAUGAUAUUGUGAAUGCUGAAAACUCUGUUGGAGUUUGUACUUCAACUGUAGAAUCUUUGCCUAAAGACCAGAAAAGAACAGAAACAAUCUUGGUUUCGGCGUCAUCUAAAGAUCGAAUUGCUGAGGACAAACGUGUAGCUGUUGGAUCUUUGGUAGGUAGUUCUUGUGUGGUCAAAGCCAACAAGGAGAAUGUCCAAGGGAUGGAACCAGAAACACAGGGACUUAAAGACAUGGCUAAAGUGAGCACUAUCAAUGAACGCUCUGAAAAAAAUGUUCAGCCUGGGCAGGAAUCUGGUAAAAAGAGGUUUAUGCCUAAAAUACUUAGAAGAACACCACAAAAGUUAACUACAGAAAGACCUAACCUCACAAGUAUGCCAGCCAAGCAGGAAAUUGAGCCAUUUCAGGGAAUUCAGUUUCAAAGUCCAAAUGCAAAGCAUGUAGAGUUUCCAGUACCACGCACUCCUGGAUCUGGAGUUGAUGAUGGCAUGCUAGAUGAUACACCAGACUCAACAAGGACCCCUACACGUAAACGUUACAGUGAUGACAGUGGCACACCAAAACCAAUGCAGCUUCCUACAACCCCAGAUUUUCCCAAGUGUAGUCCUGCCAGCGAAGCUGGUAGUGAGAGUAGUGUCAGCAUAGCUGCACAUACACUAAUGAUCUUAUCACAGGCUAGCAUGACAAAGGUUGGAAGUAAAACACCACUGAAGGACAACACACAACUUGCCAAAUCUUCCAAGGGUACCUCAAAGAAGAGAAAGAUUGAAGAACCUGAUGAUAGGCAUUCCCAUAGAACUGAACACCACAGCCCCACAUCAACUCUGAAAAAGAAAAAAACAAAGAAACAUCGAAGAAAAAGUCUCGACUAUUUUCCCACUGGAAUGGAUGUAGACAAAUUUUUAAUGUCUCUUCAUUAUGAUGAGUAAAUGGAUAUGACCAGGUCAUCCACAUGAAGACUGAUUUUUAUGAGGCUGUGGCUUUUGCACUGUAUAGCAAGGGUCGCUUUAUUAAUGUGUUUGUAAAUAGACCCAGCACUGUGAAAGGGUCCAUAUAUGUUGUAAUAUAUUGCGGCACUAAUGAUGUUAUGGAGCUUUUUUUUUUUUUUUUUCCUGAGUUGUUAAUAUGUUGAGUUUCAUGGAUAACCUAUUAAAAAAAAAAAAAAAAAAAAUUAAAAAAAAUAAAGUAUUUUUACAGCUUCCUUUUUGGGAACCAGGUGUUUGAAAAUAGUCAUUAUAAGAAUAUCCUUUAAUUGUAUAUAAACGUCCAUAUUUUUGGAGGGUGUUUUUGUUUUUUAUGUGUAUUUGUAAUUUCUUUUUAUUAAAAGAAAUAUUGUAUCAAAAA